Molecule: messenger RNA, 927 nt
Organism: Caenorhabditis remanei
Lineage: Eukaryota; Metazoa; Nematoda; Chromadorea; Rhabditida; Rhabditidae
Exons: 4
Coding region: 1-927 (308 amino acids)
Source: RefSeq, a predicted model, not a curated record
AUGGACGACUUUCGUGCCCAAAUUCUGAAAGAAACGAGAGAAUUGAUGCUCAAUGAGAAACAAAAUGAGGAAAGUUUGAAGUCUUGGAAUGGAAACGAGACGAAGGGAUUCGAAUUGCAAUUCGGUGGCGCGAAACGAGGCAUCCCUCAAAGUUCCGGAGUCAUUGGACAAGUUUUCAUAAGUGAAGAUGGUGGAUUCGAAGCGAUCAUCACUGGAUAUCUAGUGAAAAAUCGUCUUCGUUCAAUUGUGAAUUCGUUCACUCUCACUCCUUCAUCUUCUUUGAAGUCUGAGCUAACUGAAGGACUUCAUCCUCUUGUACUUGCAGUUGGAUCUGCUCUUACACUCAACCAUGUUUUGAUGUUGGACACUGUCCGCAAUCAAAUUCUCAAAUACUUAAUUCCAAAAGAUGUUGCCAGAGUGACGAGUUCCUGCAAAAUUGCAAAACAAGUUCUCACAUCAACAGCUGUAGACAAUACCUAUUGGAAGAAGAACUUGAAGAAUGAUUUCGGAGUUGAAAAAGUAACAAAUACGAUUAGAACUGGACGUAAAUUUUACGGAGUUUACUGCGAGGAAGCCAGAGCUCGCCGAAACCACAAUGCUGCUCAACCACGUCAUGAUAAUCCACUUCUUAUUGGAGUUCAUCAACCACGUGUUGACCCACUUCGUGUUCCUGAUCACAAUCCAAUGAGACCAAUUCAUCCAGAUCCAGAUGCUGAAUACUUCAAUCCUCUCGGAGGAUUCUUACCUCCAGGAAUCCCACGUGGCAAUCCGCAAGUUCCUGAUUUAUUCCAAGGCCCAGACCAUCCAGAUCUCAAUCCUCUGGGUGGCGGAUUUGGGGUUCCACGUGGAGGUGGAAUUCAGGGAAGACCAUUCAUGAGAGGGCCACCUGGGCCUGGAGGAUUCGGUGGUGGCAGUGGAUUCAUUUAA